Molecule: messenger RNA, 2262 nt
Organism: Sporothrix brasiliensis 5110
Lineage: Eukaryota; Fungi; Ascomycota; Sordariomycetes; Ophiostomatales; Ophiostomataceae
Product: bzip transcription factor
Exons: 1
Coding region: 1-2262 (753 amino acids)
Cellular component (GO): nucleus; RNA polymerase II transcription regulator complex
Molecular function (GO): transcription cis-regulatory region binding; DNA-binding transcription activator activity, RNA polymerase II-specific
Source: RefSeq, a predicted model, not a curated record
AUGGCGCCGUCGUCACAUAACCCGCCUCUCGCAGUACAGUCGCCACCGUCUGCGGCCUUUUCACCGGCGCCGCUCGCCUCGGCCUACAGCGGCAGAAGCAGCAGCAUAGGCGGCAGCGGCAGCAACGGCAGCACGCCGAUUUCGCCCGCCUCGCCCAUGUCGUCGCACGACUCUCCCAAGCCCAGCACAGCAACCUCCACGUCGUCCUCAUCUAGUACGUCUGUGGCCCCCAAGCCACAGCUGGCCAUCAAGCCCGUGGCUCCGACACCAGCCGCUGCCGUGCGGCCACUACAGAUGCAGAUUGCCGCCAACGCGCCCACUGGCAAUGCUAUUCCCACAGCUUCCGCUGCAUCUCCGGCACCCCAGUCGCCAGCCCCAGUACAGAGUCCGGCAGCGAUCGCCGGCAAGCCACCCAUAUCCAUCACCAGCAAGCAGUGGGUGAUCCCGCCGCGUCCCAAGCCGGGCCGCAAGCCGGCCACAGACACGCCGCCGACGAAGCGGAAAGCCCAGAACCGCGCCGCACAGCGUGCCUUCCGUGAGCGGAGAGCAGCUCGUGUGGGUGAGCUCGAGGACCUCUUGGAGGAGCAGAAGAACGAACACGACCGUGCCGAACUAGAAAGCCAAAACAAGAUCCGGACACUCGAAUCCGAGAUCCAGGUCCUCCGCAGCCGGUGCCAGAUACUGGAGAACCUGCUCGAGAAGGAAAAGGCCACCAACCAAGCGUGGGCCAACAAAGAGCGCCAGGCAUCACAUUCGUCGGCGCGGAGCAGCAGCAUGCAACGAGCCAACUCCAUCCAGCCACAAAAGACACAACACCACCCACAGCAGCUGCAGCAGCAGCAACAACACCAGCAAUCCGUAAACCACAUCCACUCGCCCGCACCGCACAAACCGCUCCACCACGAUCAGCAGCGUGGCAGCACAUGCAGCUCCAUCUCAUCCGUUUCCGGUCGCCGUGUCUCCGCCCAACCCUUUUCCAUCUCUCAAAUCAUCUCGCCACCUGACGACGAGCAGCUGACCUGCGGCAACUGCAACGUGAACGGCUCGUGCGCUUGUGCCGACGAAGUUAUGGCUGCCACUGUCUCGAUGGACUGUGGCAAGUGCACGCUUGGCACCAAGUGUGCCUGCCUCGAGGAGAGCAUCAACGCAUUGACGGGGGUUGGCUUCAGCAAUAUCUCGUCGGAGCUCAAAAGGUCCCACUCGAGCUCUUCGCCGACACCAAUGGCACCCGAAGAAAAGCGUGCGCGCCACUUCAGCGACGUCGACACGAAUACCGAGACCGACUUUACCCACAUGUUCCCCCGUUCCAAGGCCGCCGGCGCCGAUGCCCCCGUCCGCACGCCUCUGCCGUCUAUGCAGCCCCGCCACCUACCGCAGCCGCAGCUGCAUCAACAGCAGCAACAGCAGCAACAACAGAACCCGCAAGCCGCACCGCGCUUUGAGAUUCCUCUCAAAGAGCGCUGUGGCUUCUGCUCGGACGGCACAUACUGUGUUUGCGCUGACAGCAUGCCGGGCGUCACGAUGACGGGCAGCCUCGCCAUCUCGGCCGGCACGGUCGUGGCCCAGCAGAAGACCCCACCCCCAUCAGAGAACGACAUGCCGCCCAUGUCCAUGCCGCUGGAAGUGACGCCUACGGGCGCCAUCAAGCUGUCGAGCAUGGCCGCUUUCAGACGGCAGCAGCAGCAGCAACUACAACAAAAGCAGCAGGAGAGCAAGCUUGUGCCUCCCACGCUAGCUGCGUCGUCCUCUGACACGACUCGUUCCAAGUGUGGACCUGCCGGCCCUGGUACGUGCGCCCAGUGCUUGUCUGACCCGGUCUCGGGCCUCUUCUGUCGGUCUCUGGCCGCCAACUUUGAGCGCCAGGGUGCCAGUGCCGGUGCUGGAGAUGGAUGCUGUGGCAGCGGUGGCGGCGGCGGCGGCAGUGGCUGCUGCAAGGACAAAAAGGGCGCACCAGCGGCCCCCGGCGGCGCGUCCUCCUCCACAUCCACGUCCACCGUCGUGGGACCCAGCGGCAACGCAUUGGCCGCUGACGCGGUCAAGACGAGCAUUAGCCUGUCGUGUGCCGACGCCUACAAGACGCUGUCAAGCCACCGACACUUUGACGAAGCCACGGACGAGAUCAGCACGUGGCUGCCCAAGCUGCGGGCCGCGCCACGGCACGACACCAACGCGCCCGCCCAGCGGCACCCCAUGGAGGUCGAGGCCGCCAGCAUCAUGAGCGUGCUCAAGGGCUUUGACGUGCGGUUCGGCAAGGAGCCUUGA